Molecule: messenger RNA, 3055 nt
Organism: Thrips palmi
Lineage: Eukaryota; Metazoa; Arthropoda; Insecta; Thysanoptera; Thripidae
Product: calpain-9-like
Exons: 14
Coding region: 360-2732 (790 amino acids)
Biological process (GO): proteolysis
Cellular component (GO): cytoplasm
Molecular function (GO): calcium-dependent cysteine-type endopeptidase activity
Source: RefSeq, a predicted model, not a curated record
UCCGGCUCCGCGACGACGCUCCGCGACGACGCCGCUCGGCUUGAAGGCGCGCCUCGCCCUCCCCGUCAUGUGACAGGGCGGAGGUCCGCGACGUCGCGCGCGCGCCCUGCGUGCGUGUCCAAGUGUUGUGUUUGUGACAUGUGUAUGGCGCGGCCAAGGACUGUCUGACGGCCCGUCACUGUGCAGAGUGCGAUGCGCACAGUACGUCGUUAAAAAAUAGUUCUCAGCAAAGUGAAUUCUGUUUGCCUAAGUGAUGCGGGAGUGAGUGCGACACGUAGCCGAGACCAGCGCCAAGCCCGCCAGGCCGGGAAGCGCCGUGGUGCCGGCCAGCCUUGCCGGCCAGCCUUAGCCUUGCCCGCAUGGGAAAGAUGCAACGGAACACGUCGAUGAUGAGAACGACCAGCAACGGAGGGAUCCACCACAACCACGUGAACCACGUGAACCACAACCACGUGAACCACACGAACCACGUGAACCACGGGAACCACGUGAACCACACGAAUCACGUGAACCACGGGAACCACAACCACAUCAAGAGCAAUGGGCACGCCCACACAAACGGCGGGCCUCAAGCGAGGCAUUGGGUGAACGGCGGCGUCCACAAGCCGGACGACAAGCAGUCCACGCUGUCCAGGUACUGGACGACGGAGCGGCCGCGGGCGACGCUCAGCGACUACGAGACGAUCCGGCGGUCGUGCCGGGAGCGCGGCCGGCUGUUCGAGGACCCCGAGUUCCCGCCGGGCAACCGGGCGCUGUACCACCACAAGAAGCCGCCGCUGCAGCCCAUCGUGUGGAUGCGGCCGCACGAGAUGUGCCAGCGGCCGCGCUUCCUCGCCGACGACCUGGCCGGCCUGGCCGGCGACCACCCCGGCCGCGGCCCCGCCGGCCCCAACGGGCAGCUGCACUCGCCGGGCCCGCGCUUCGACGUGGAGCUGGGCGAGCUGGGCGACCCAUGGCUGCUGGCGGCCGUGUCGUCGCUCACGCUCACGCCCCGCUUCCUGGAGAGGGUCGUGCCGCCCGACCAGAGCUUCGACAGCGCGCACUACGCGGGCAUCUUCAGGUUCCGGUUUUGGCACUUCGGCGAGUGGGUGGACGUGCUGGUGGACGACCGGCUGCCCACGCACAAGGGCCGCCUGGUGCACAUGCACUCCUCCAACAGCACCGAGUUCUGGGCCGCGCUGCUCGAGAAGGCCUACGCCAAGUGGUACGGCAGCUACGAGGGCCUGCAGUGCGGCAUGACGACGCGCGCGCUGCAGGACCUGACGGGCGGCAUCGUGCAGAGCUUCGGACUGUCCAGCCAGGACAGGUACCUCACCUUCCAGGUGCUCAACAGCGCCGUGCCGCGGUCCUCCCUGCUCAUCGCCUGCAUCCAGCCGGAGAAGGAGAACAAGCGGCAGCUGCGGCUGCGCAACGGGCUGCUGACGCAGCACGCGUACUCGGUGACGGGGCUGGCGCGCGUCCGCGGCCCGCUGGGCGAGACGCCGCUGGUGCGGCUGCGGAACCCCUGGGCGCGCGGCGAGUGGACGGGCGCCUGGAGCGAGCGGUCCUGGGAGUGGGACGGCCUGUCCGAGCGCGACAAGGAGCUGCUCUCGGUGCGCGUGCGCAACGACGGCGAGUUCUGGAUGUCCUUCGACGACUUCGCGCGCCACUUCACGCACCUGGACCUGGUGCACGUGGGCCCCGACGACUGGAUGAGCGAGCCGGCGCUGCACUCGAAGCAGCCCUGGCGCGCCGUGCUGGCCAGGCGGCGGUGGCGCGCCGGCUACAACGCGGGCGGCGGCCCCGCCUACACCGACACCACCGCCAUGAACCCCCAGUUCCACAUCCAGAUCCCGCGCUCCGCCUCCAACAAGUGCCACGUGGUGGUGUCGGUGACGCAGUUCUACGAGCCCACGCCCGCCGCCCCCGAGACCAAGAAGAAGAAGCGCCUGUUCGCCAUCGGCUUCGCCGUGUACGAGGUGCCGCACGCCAUGACGAGGCUCAGCCCGCAGUUCGUCAUGGAGCAGCGGCCGUUGGACGUGACGAACCACUCGGUGGCCCGGGAGGUGGCCACGUUCUUCACGCUGCCGCCCGGGGACUACAUCGUGGUGCCCCAGACGGAUCGGCCCGGCCAGGAGGGCAAGUUCCUCCUGCGCAUGCUCACGGACGAGCACUCCAACAUCUGGGAGGUGAACGAGGACAACAUGGUCUUUCGGAACAUUUCCGCCGAGUUUUUAGAGGAGCCCAUCUUGCUGCCGGACGGGCGGUCGCUCAUUGGAAAACUUCUAGUCAAAUACCCGCCUGAAGUGGACGUCGCGCUGCUGCAGAAAAUACUCAAGUCACACUGGAGAGCGUACCUCGCCGAGAAGCCCAGCCUGGAGCUGUGCAAGAGCCUCAUCAUGCUGAGGGACUACAACAUCAGCGGCAGGAUCAGUCUCGGCGACAUCCCGGUGCUCAUGCACAUGCUCCACUUCUGGAAACUGGCGUUCCAGAAGUUCGAGCAGCACAGCACCCGCACCUCGUCGUACAACCUCAGGCCGCUGCUGUGGGAGGCGGGCUCCACCGUCUCCAACAAGGUGCUGGAGUGCCUCGUUCUGAGGUUCGCCCGCAGGCAGCUCAUCAGCGCCGAGGGCUUCGUCAUGGCCAUGGUCCGCCUGCACCUCGCCCACGAGAGGUACCACAGUCUGGACACGAAAAUGAAGGGAAACCCGCUGUCACUUGAAGAGAUGAUCCUGAUGACGAUUUAUUCAUGACUGCGGGGCCGCGGGGAUCGCAGUUAUAUUCCGAGAAGGAAAGUGAUGUGAUGUGUGCCGAGAAUGGCAUUCGUAGCUCAAUAAUAGUUAAGUAAGCGUGAGGUGAGGUGUUGGGAAACAUCUCACUAAAGUGUCCUAAAUGCCAAAGAAAAUCGUUAUUGAGAAUGUUAUAAUUGUUAUUGUUUUGUCAGUCAAAUCAGAGUAUUAUAAAUCACAGAGUAUUUAAUUAUGAACAAUUUACAUAUAAUGAAGAUGUGAGUGAUAAAAAUGACGUGUAUCUAAUGUAUAUAAUAAUAUAUUUAAAUUAAAUCGUUGUUAUCGAA